Carlito syrichta (Philippine tarsier) is the source of this 2937-nucleotide messenger RNA. RefSeq names its product tolloid like 2 (gene TLL2). The coding region runs from base 1 to 2937 and encodes 978 amino acids. The transcript has 21 exons. NCBI's taxonomy places the organism in Eukaryota, Metazoa, Chordata, Mammalia, Primates, Tarsiidae. Gene Ontology annotation, molecular function: metalloendopeptidase activity; calcium ion binding; zinc ion binding. Gene Ontology annotation, biological process: proteolysis. The record is from RefSeq and is a predicted model, not a curated record.
AUGAGUCACCCCAGCAGGCCCAGUGACCUUCCAAAACACCCACAGACUGGUGAUUUGGAUUUCCGUGACGCUGUCUUUUGGGGAGACAUUGCCUUAGAUGAAGAUGACUUGAAGUUGUUCCACAUCGACAAAGCCAGAGACUGGACCAAGCAGUCUGCGGACACAGCAGGCCACAGCACAGGUGGGCUUGAAGAGUCGCCAUCGGAGAGCGGGCCAAACGCCACGACCCCUGACACCGGCGCCAGGGAGGCUCCAAUGGAUAAGGAGGGGGCCACGCUUCCCGACAGUCCCGGGACCUCGCACGUUGCAGCGGAGACCUCUCCCCGGGUCCGAAGAGCCACAACUUCCAGGACAGAGAGGAUAUGGCCAGGAGGGGUCAUCCCCUACAUCAUUGGAGGGAACUUCACCGGAAGCCAGAGGGCCAUUUUCAAGCAGGCCAUGAGACAUUGGGAGAAGCACACCUGCGUGACCUUCAUCGAAAGGACUGAUGAGGAGAGCUUUAUUGUGUUUAGCUACAGAACCUGUGGCUGCUGUUCCUACGUCGGACGCCGAGGAGGAGGUCCACAGGCCAUAUCCAUCGGGAAGAACUGUGACAAAUUUGGCAUCGUGGCUCACGAGCUGGGACACGUGGUUGGGUUCUGGCAUGAGCACACCCGACCAGACAGAGACCAACAUGUCACCAUCAUCAGAGAGAACAUCCAGCCAGGUCAGGAGUAUAAUUUCUUAAAAAUGGAAGCUGGGGAAGUGAGCUCUCUGGGAGAGACGUACGACUUUGACAGCAUCAUGCAUUACGCCCGGAACACCUUCUCAAGAGGAGUUUUCUUAGACACCAUCCUCCCCCGUCGAGACGACAACGGCGUCAGGCCAACCAUCGGCCAGCGCGUGAGGCUUAGCCAGGGAGACAUCGCUCAGGCCCGGAAGCUGUACAAAUGCCCAGCAUGCGGGGAAACGCUGCAGGACACCACGGGGAACUUCUCCGCACCUGGCUUCCCAAAUGGCUACCCUUCCUAUUCACACUGUGUCUGGAGGAUCUCGGUCACCCCAGGGGAAAAGAUCGUCCUCAACUUCACGUCCAUGGAUUUGUUUAAAAGCCGCCUGUGCUGGUACGAUUACGUGGAGAUACGGGACGGUUAUUGGAGAAAGGCCCCCCUGCUGGGUAGGUUUUGUGGCAACAAAGUCCCGGAGCCCUUGGUGUCCACAGACAGCCGACUCUGGGUGGAAUUUCGCAGCAGCAGCAACAUUCUGGGCAAGGGCUUCUUUGCGGUGUACGAAGCUACGUGCGGCGGAGACAUUCACAAAGACGCGGGGCAGAUCCAGUCCCCCAACUACCCGGAUGACUACAGACCUUCCAAGGAAUGUGUUUGGAGGAUCACGGUUUCGGAGGGCUUUCACGUGGGCCUUGCCUUUCAAGCUUUUGAGAUCGAGAGGCACGACAGCUGUGCGUACGACUACCUGGAAAUCCGGGAUGGCCCCACGGAGGAGAGCGCCCUGAUUGGCCACUUUUGUGGCUACGAGAAGCCAGAGGAUGUCAAAUCCAGCUCCAACAGGCUGUGGAUGAAGUUCGUGUCCGAUGGCUCCAUCAAUAAAGCGGGCUUCGCGGCCAGUUUUUUCAAGGAGGUGGAUGAGUGCUCGUGGCCGGAGCACGGUGGGUGUGAGCACCGCUGCGUGAACACAUUGGGCAGUUACAGGUGCACCUGCGACCCUGGCUACGAGCUGGCCGCCGACAGGAAGACCUGCGAAGUGGCCUGUGGCGGUUUCAUUACCAAGCUGAACGGAACCAUCACCAGCCCCGGGUGGCCCAAGGAGUAUCCCACAAACAAAAACUGCGUCUGGCAGGUGGUGGCCCCCGCUCAGUACCGAAUCUCCCUGCAGUUCGAAGUGUUUGAGCUGGAAGGCAAUGACGUGUGCAAGUAUGACUUCCUGGAGGUGCGCAGCGGCCUGUCCCCCGACGCCAGCCUGCACGGCAGGUUCUGCGGCUCCGAGACACCCGAGGUCAUCACCUCGCAGGGCAACAACAUGCGAGUGGAGUUCCAGUCUGACAACACCGUCUCCAAGCGCGGCUUCAGGGCUCACUUCUUCUCAGACAGGGACGAGUGUGCCAGGGACAACGGCGGGUGUCAACACGAGUGCGUCAACACGUUCGGCAGCUACUUGUGCCGGUGCAGGAACGGCUACCGACUCCACGAGAACGGGCUGGACUGCAAAGAGGCUGGUUGUGCACACAAGAUCAGCAGUGCGGAGGGGACCCUGGCAAGCCCCAACUGGCCCGACAAGUACCCCAGCCGGAGGGAGUGCACCUGGAAUAUCUCGUCCACCGCAGGCCACAGGGUGAAACUCACCUUUAAUGAGUUUGAGAUCGAGCAGCACCAGGAAUGCGCCUACGACCACCUGGAGGUGCAUGACGGGCCUGACAGCCUGGCCCCCAUCCUCGGCCGUUUCUGCGGCAGCAAGAAACCGGACCCCGUGGUGGCGUCGGGCAGCAGCCUGUUCCUCAGGUUCUACUCGGACGCCUCAGUGCAGAGGAAAGGCUUCCAGGCGGUGCACAGCACAGAGUGCGGGGGCCGGCUGAAGGCCCAGGUGCAGACCAGAGAGCUCUAUUCCCAUGCCCAGUUCGGGGACAACAACUACCCCAGCCAGGCGCACUGCGACUGGGUGAUCGUGGCGGAGGAUGGCUACGGUGUGGAGCUGACCUUCCGGACUUUCGAGGUGGAAGAGGAGGCCGACUGUGGCUACGAUUACAUGGAGGCCUACGACGGCUACGACAGCUCAGCGCCCAGGCUCGGCCGCUUCUGCGGCUCCGGGCCAUUAGAGGAAAUCUACUCCGCGGGAGACUCCCUGAUGAUCCGAUUCCACACGGACGACACCAUCAACAAGAAAGGCUUUCACGCCCGAUACACCAGUACCAAGUUCCAGGACGCCCUGCACAUGAGGAAAUAG